Messenger RNA from Diplodia corticola, 477 nucleotides. RefSeq lists its product as uncharacterized. The coding region runs from base 1 to 477 and encodes 158 amino acids. The transcript has 2 exons. Lineage: Eukaryota; Fungi; Ascomycota; Dothideomycetes; Botryosphaeriales; Botryosphaeriaceae. The record is from RefSeq and is a predicted model, not a curated record.
AUGUCCUCCUCGCACCACCCCCACCAGCCGUACACCCCGCUCCAGCAAGACCGACAAGCCCGCAACCGGCCCGCACACAUCCACAGCGCAGCCGCCCCUCACCGCGGCAGAGCCAGCGGUGGCGCAAGCAACAUGAGGCAGCAGCACCAGCAGCGCGCCGCGCUGGCGCGUGACGAGACCUUCGAGGAGCGCGAGCGGCGGUACAAUGCGGCGCGGAUACUGGAGAGUAACGAGAUGCUGAUCUGGCACUCCGUCGCGCGGAAUGAGUCUCUGCCGCAGACGCGUCUCCACUUCGAGAAGAUCGUCGCCGGCUUCGACAGCGACGACUCGGAUCCCGAAUGGGACGACGCGACGCCGCCUCCGCCGCCACGACAGCAGCAGCCGUCCGCCUCGCGGUCAACGAGCGGCAGCAAUAAGAGGGAUAGGGAGAGCAACAGCCCUGCGUCGCGAAAGAGUAGGUCGGGCACGCCGGCAUGA